CUCGAUUCUCUCAACUUGUCUACCGAAACCGUCUCCGAGCUCCUGAUUCAGCACCUAUGGCGACUAGAUCUGCGCUCACUCGGCUACGUUUGACUCGCUCCGUGGGGGUGAGUCGGACAGGCCUGACUCGUUCCCUGGGUUCGACUCUAGGUGCGACUCGAUGCUUCAGCGAUGACAAGGGUCGUGUGCUCAGCGAGGAGGAACGAGCUAAAGAGAACAUUUACAUCCAGAAAAUGGAGAGGGAGAGGCUCGAGAAGCUGAGGAAGAAGAUCAACACCGGAAAACCUGAAAACGAGAAAGGAAGUGCUGAGAAGAAGCCCGAUGAAUCCAAGCCCUGAGUUUGUUUAUCACCCGCAAUGUUUCGAUCGAAGGUACGCAAUCUCCAGAAAUAAAAAUGUGUUUUUUUUAUUAAAAAAAAUCUGUGUUUUGAUCUCUCCGUUCGAGAGAUUUGGUGAUUGCCUGUACAUAACUUGUUCUGUCAUGUUUCAUCCGUUCCUGUAUGCUCUCUCUAUGACCUAAAAUAUCUGGGUUUGAUCCAAUGUCCAAUGAAUUAAAAAAAAAUACAAAAGAGAACAAAAUAUCAAGCUUGAGACA
Molecule: messenger RNA, 594 nt
Organism: Tarenaya hassleriana
Lineage: Eukaryota; Viridiplantae; Streptophyta; Magnoliopsida; Brassicales; Cleomaceae
Exons: 3
Coding region: 57-338 (93 amino acids)
Biological process (GO): negative regulation of ATP-dependent activity
Cellular component (GO): mitochondrion
Molecular function (GO): ATPase inhibitor activity
Source: RefSeq, a predicted model, not a curated record